This is a messenger RNA of Nicotiana attenuata, 2883 nucleotides long. Its product is annotated as mitogen-activated protein kinase kinase kinase YODA-like. The record is from RefSeq and is a predicted model, not a curated record. Lineage: Eukaryota; Viridiplantae; Streptophyta; Magnoliopsida; Solanales; Solanaceae. Gene Ontology annotation, molecular function: protein kinase activity; ATP binding. The transcript has 10 exons. Gene Ontology annotation, biological process: protein phosphorylation. The coding region runs from base 306 to 2237 and encodes 643 amino acids.
AAGAAGAAUAAAAGGAGGAAGAAGAAGAAAGAAUAGAAAGGGAAGAGGAGGGUAUUAUAUUUUGACCUCAGGAUGGAGAUAGUUUUCUUCUUGUAUCAUUUUUCCUUAAAACUCUCCCUUCCCUCCUCCUUUUAGAAACUUUUUGCGGGAACCCACCGACGCCGACGAACACGACGCCGGCGAGUUUUCCCCGCUUUUUUUAACCAUGCUCCUGAGCCCAGGUUUUGUACAGUAUUAUCAUUUCCUAAUUUAGGCGCGCGUACCCAUGCAUUGUGUAAUAUUUUUCAUAACAACUAAAACAGGCAAUGCGUUGGUGGCAGAACGCGUUUUCAUCUUCAACAUCCUCAUCAUCACCCUCCUCUUCAUCCUCUUUAUCAUCCAAAGUACACUCUGACGAUAGCCUUAUUACCUCCUCCGGUGGAGGAGGCAUUCGUUACACAUUAAAAUCCGCUUUUUUCUUCGCCCGCAGACGCCGUCACGCACGUGCAAAAAAACUCCAGAACCUCGCGGAGAAUGACGUCGAUGACUGGCGUUCGCACUAUUCAGAAAACGAGAAUUUGUCGUCGUCCAAAUGUUCUUCCUCCUCCGACCGUCGUCCGCCUCCGCAACCUUUGCCUUUGCCGGAACUCCAGCUGUUGCUCCGCCACGACGCCGACGCUGCGGUUUCGAAUGAACCCAGCGUUCCGUUGCCGUCCCCCACAGACGCGCAUAAUUCGCAUCAUAAAACUGGAGAGGAAAGAGAUAAGGAUACACAUAAGGAUGGUGUAGCCCAUGGGAGCAGAUUAUCAAGCCAAGAUGCUCGAAAGAAGAUAAAGGAGCACUUGGGAAGUCGAUUGUCUAAGAAGACACCUCAGAAGCUGCAUGUUACUGAUAGAGUCUCUGAUAUCAGGAUCAGCGCGCCCAUUAGUGCUCCUACCACUCCUUAUGCAAGUCCUGGACUCAGCCCGCUCAAAGCUGAGGAUUUUUUAAGUCCCAAUUGCAUGGCAUUCCCUGGUGCUUUUCAAGUUUGUUCUGCCCCAGAGAUGCCUCCAUCAGACACCCCUCAUUAUCCAGGUUUCUCUUACAAAGUUAUUCCGGAGAAAAAUGCUUUUAGUGUUGAUAAUUCUCCUCAUCAGAGUCCAAGAACAAGUCCUCAGAGGUAUAGAAAGAUCGCAAGUGGAUCAACAUCGCCUUUGCAUAACUUAUUACCAAACGAGAGCUCAGCAGCACGCCGUGAGUGUAGUGCUCAGGGUAAUGUCCAUCCACUACCACUUCCUCCUUUAGGUGCCACUCCAUCACAGCAGCCUACGGCAAUUCCACCAGUUUCCCCUAACGCAGAGCUGACGCCAAUCAAAGGCCAAUGGCAAAAAGGGAAGCUUAUUGGGCGUGGGACAUUUGGAAGUGUAUAUGUUGCAUCAAACAGAGAGACUGGAGCUUUAUGUGCGAUGAAAGAAGUUGAAUUAUUACCGGAUGACCCGAAAUCUGCUGAGAGCAUAAGGCAGUUACAGCAGGAAAUUAAUGUUCUCAGUCAACUCAAGCACCCAAAUAUUGUCCAGUAUUACGGCAGCGAAAUAGUUGGUGACCGAUUUUACAUUUAUCUGGAAUACGUUCAUCCUGGUUCUAUCAAUAAAUUCAUCCAUGACCAUUGUGGAGCAAUUACAGAAUCCAUAGUACGGAAUUUCACUCGCCAUAUUCUUUGUGGAUUGGCUUACUUGCAUAGCAAAAAAACCAUUCACAGGGACAUAAAAGGGGCAAAUUUGCUUGUUGAUGCUUAUGGGGUUGUGAAGCUUGCAGAUUUUGGGAUGGCUAAGCAUCUUAACGGGCAAGCAGCUAAUCUCUCCUUGAAGGGAAGUCCUUACUGGAUGGCUCCUGAGCUCUUGCAGUCAGUUAUGCAGAAGGAUACUAACAGUGAUCUCGCCUUUGCUACUGACAUAUGGAGUUUGGGUUGUACAGUAAUUGAAAUGCUGAAUGGCAAACCACCUUGGAGUGAAUAUGAAGCAGCUGCAGCCAUGUUCAAGGUUCUAAAAGAUACGCCUCCGAUACCGGAAACAUUAUCACCUGAAGGAAAAGAUUUCCUGCGCUGGUGUUUCUGUAGGAACCCAGCGGAGAGGCCCUCGGCCAGCAUGUUAUUAGAACAUCGAUUUAUGAGAAUCUCUCAUCAGCCAGAUGUUCCUUCUUUCCUCAAACCAGUUGGUGGGGUACGAAUCAAAGUAAGAAAAGUUGAAUUCUCAAAAAGAGCAGACAACAUACAAUCUUGACCAAGGGCGUUUAUCUCUAGAGAGGUAGCUCUCGAAAGAACUGUCAAUGAAGUGAAAAUUAGAUUCCAAAUGGUGGAAUACUUAGGCUAAGACAUCCUUGAUAUGGGCAUUUCUUCAUGCCUGGACACUUAAUCUAUAUGUGCAAUUGGGAUAGGCCAGCUGUGCGUCAUCGAUUCUAAUGGAGCCCCAUCAUUUCGCUAGUUCAACUCCUAUGGCCCUGUCCCCAGUUAAUUCACACCCUGCUCGAUGUAUUGAUGUUAGCACUAUUGCAAAUGUAACUCAUUGCCAAAACCUGGUGCAAUUACGAAACCUCAACUGAUUUUGAGAUGGAAGUAGCAAGACAUACUUUUGGUGUCGCUUUCCAUGAGAAGCUGGAUUUGUGAAUACAAUGGAGACCUUUAUACACGUGCUCUGUAGAUAGCUUGCAGGCGAAAAGCGAGUUGGAGCCAGUGGGUACUCCGUCUUGUUGUCAAUAUGUUACACCUUGAGAGGAACAUAGUUUUAUCGUCCAGGGAUUUUUUUUUUCCUGCAGACCUUGGAGUUUAGAAGUAGGUUUUCUGUAAUGACUUCCAAAGGAGGAGCUUCAACAACAAUCAAAAGAAAAUGAAAUGCUUUGACCAUUUAUACAAUUCAUUAUUGAAUCUCG